CGAUGUUUCUUUCUAUUUCGAAAUGUUGGGUUGAUAACCGUGUAUUAGUAAAGUGAAAUUAAUGCAAAACUCUCUUAGUUCGCAGCUCAUGAUCCCAAUUUAAGAGUUCCUAUCUGUCGCAUAAAUGUAGUUUAUGUACUGGUAUUUUGGGCUUUGACACAAUACCAAAACAUGGCAUGCCGAAAACUUUGUGAAAAUCGUGUGCGCUUUUCUCUGACUUUGUAUAAAACCGUGUUGGCUCACAUCUCGAGCUCCGAAAACUUGUUAAUAUCCCCCUUGUCUGCAGAACUGGCUGCUAUUGCGGCAUACAUUGGAGCGGAGGGAAAAACACGAAGUGAAAUAGCUCAAGUUUUAGGCUUGACAGCGGAUUACACAGUCGAAGACAUUUCCGGCCGGUUAGCGCAAAUUAUCUGCGAUGAAACCAGAGAGGUAGCAUUCAAUCCAGAAAAUUGCUGCAAAAACUUCGAACUAUCAUCAUGCGUUGGAAUAUUUAUCGACGAAAAUGUUCGUUUAAACGAGCAUUACGCAGAAAGGGCACAGAAUCUUGUGAAGGCAGUUUGCUUGCCUGUUCGAUUUGCGAGUGAUCCUGGUAGUGCUUGGGAAAACGUGAGAGGCUUUGUAGCGGCGCAUUCAAAAGGAAAAGGGCCGGAAAUCCUUGAGUUACCAAAAUUUACUCGGCCAAGUAAAUUAGUAUUUGCGACUACUAUUAAUUUCCACUCGAAUUGGGAGGAACAUUUUCCUGGAAAUUGUACCGUGAAAAAAUGCUUCACCCUAAUUACGGGCGCCAAGAUUCAGGUGGACACAAUGCACGGGAGGUUCAUUCGUUUAUUCAAAUACUACAAAAGCAAGAAGUUCCACGGCGCUAAAAUUCUUCAGCUGCCGUACUUGGGAAAUUAUUGCAAAGCGUAUUUCAUCCUCCCUAGGAAAAAAACAUUGUUCUCUUGUCCAGUGCGCAAAGAUAGGCUAAGCCAACUGGAAGACUUGUUGACACCCAAACGCUUACUAGAGGAAAUGGGAAAAGUGGACUUCCCCCAUGUUGUAACAGCUGAGAUACCAAAAUUCUGCCUAAAUUACACCAUGGCUGUAGAACAAUUUCUCUCGGAAAUGGGAAUGCCUACCGCGUUCUCCGACGUCGCUGACUUGUCCGGAAUAUGCCCACUGUCACCCUUGAAGAUUUCCACCAUCACUCAGACAGCCGUUUUCGAGAUAGACGAAACCGGUACUGACUCUUGCCCCGUAACUGUGGACCGUGCCGCAUUCAUGUCCAGGAGUCCGACAAAUAGAGUAAAGUUCAUAGCCAAUCGACCGUUUCUGUUUAUUGUAUGUCAUGAAGCAACAAGCACGAUUAUUUUUAUGGGACGCAUCUGUAACCCUCUUACUUAAAUCCGGAAUCUGCUUCUCUCGGACCAGUUGUCAAUGCUCCAAGGUGCAUUUCCAUGUAAUACAGCACUGAGCACAGUCAAUAACAUAGUUGCAUAAAAAUUUGCAUUAUUUUUAGUCGUGUGACCGCAAAGGCUGUUUUUGUUAAGUUGGUGGCUAUUGCCA
Molecule: messenger RNA, 1545 nt
Organism: Paramacrobiotus metropolitanus
Lineage: Eukaryota; Metazoa; Tardigrada; Eutardigrada; Parachela; Macrobiotidae
Product: alpha-1-antiproteinase-like
Exons: 3
Coding region: 172-1383 (403 amino acids)
Molecular function (GO): serine-type endopeptidase inhibitor activity
Source: RefSeq, a predicted model, not a curated record